AUGGAGCAGGCCGACGCGAUGGAUCCGAUAGAGCCCGAAGGCGGCCUGGAGGAUCCAUUUGCGCAGCCGCCGCAGUCGUCGAACCCUGUUCAGCCGCUGCAGUCCCCUCGCACUCCCGGGGUCGCGGUCCAGCCUGCGACGAUGGAGGAUCCCGCGCUACAGGCUGAGUACGCCAAGCUGACUGCCCAGCUGCAGGCGCUCUGGCGGCUCAAGCAGGGCGCGGAGAAUCCCAACAGCGUUGUGGGCGCCACGAUCAUAACGUACAGGCAGCUGCUCGACGGUUUGAUCAGGGACGUCGCGGUCGAGACCCAUCGGUCGCUGUCGCUCGGGCUCGAUACCCUCGACUCCGUGCAGGACAGGGUGCCCGGCGCUGCAGAGGCGGCGGCGGCGCAGACCCCGACCAAAGCGCAGAUGGCGGCGUUGGGAUCCAUGGGACCGGCGGAAAUCACGGUCGAGACCCCGAGCGGCAAGGUGGGCAAGGGCACCAAGGACAUAUACGGCAGGACGGGCGGCGCCAGCAAGGAGGCCACAACCUGUCCGUUAUGCCUCCAGCAGAUGGCCGCCAGCAGGUUCGCGUCGCAUUUGGAGAGGUGCCUGGGGAAAGGGAGGACCGCGCGCGGACCGGGGGGUAUCCCCGCGGGUCUGCAGCAGCGCGUGCGGCUGGCGGCGGCGGGCAGGGCGGCGGUGGGGAUGGCUCCGGCGGGGGCGCGGGGGCCGCUGGUCUGGGCUACGGGCGCCGCGCCGCUCGGGGCGAAGGAGCAGGCGGUCAAGAAGAAGAAGCCAAAGGCGAAGUCACUGGCGGAGCUCACCGCGACGGAGGACGAGGAUGACGACGUUCCGUUGUCGGUCAUGGCCGCGAAGGCGGCGAAAAAGAAGGUGGUCAAGGGGGUGAAGGCGGCGAAAGAACCGGGUGCGAAAAAAGCCGGAAAGACAAAGAGCCUCUCCGAUAUUUUCUCCUCCCCUCCGGCCAAGGGCGCGAAAGGGAAGAAGGGGAAGAAGGGUGCGAACGCCGAGGAGUUUCCGAUGGGAUCCCCGUUCCCCAUGGGCGGCAUACCUUUCGAGGAUUUCGGAGGAGACGGGUUCAAUUUCGACGACGCGGACGCCUUUGACCUCAACUUUGAAAUCCCCGGUGGCAUGGAGGGAGCGUCGCCCCUCGCCGCUCCCCUCGCCCCCGCGCCGCCGGUCAAGAAGAAGCGCAGGAGCCCGGGCGCGUCCAAGGCUGGAGUCGGCGGUCGCGGGGGACGCGGUGGCGCGGUCGGGGCGCGGGGGUUUGGCGAUGGGUUCGACGGCGCGCUUCCGGGAUUGGCAACGGAGCUCGGGACGGGCAACGGCCGCGGCGGCCGCGGCGGCCGCGGAGGACGGAACGGCGGGCGCGGAAUAGUCACGGCCGCCGGGCUGCCGGGGAGGGGGGUCGGCGCCAAGCCGAAGGCUCCCCGCGCCGCCAAGCCGCCCAAGGAGGCUGCCGCGCCCAAGCGGAAGAAGGUUGCGGUGAAGACAACCAAGGCACCCACGACGGCAGUCGCCGGACUGGAUGCCUUCGACGACGUCUUUGGAACCGGCGGCGCGUUGGAGAUGCCGGGGGAUGCAAUGGUGGGAAUGCCGGACGAUGAUCUGGAGUUGCUGUUCGACGGUGGUGGUAAUCGGGGAGGUGGAGGCGACCAAGCCUUUGGGAACCUUUUUGAUGAUUGA
This is a messenger RNA of Micromonas commoda, 1689 nucleotides long. RefSeq lists its product with no specific name. The transcript has a single exon. The record is from RefSeq and is a predicted model, not a curated record. NCBI's taxonomy places the organism in Eukaryota, Viridiplantae, Chlorophyta, Mamiellophyceae, Mamiellales, Mamiellaceae. The coding region runs from base 1 to 1689 and encodes 562 amino acids.